AUGGAUGACAACAAACUCAAUGACUCCAACGUUAAAGUCGCUGUUCGUGUGCGACCAAUGAACAGGAGAGAAAAAGACCUCUCAACAAAAUGUGUGAUAGAAAUGGAAGGAAAUCAGACAAUAUUACAUCCUGCCAUUGCAAGUUUGAGCAAAGGAGAUCCCCGUAAUCAGCCAAAGGUUUUUGCUUAUGAUCACUGUUUCUGGUCCAUGGAUGAAACCCAGAAAGACAAGUUUGCAGGUCAAGAAGUAGUGUUUCAGUGCCUUGGGGAGAGUUUGCUGGACAAUGCCUUCAUGGGUUACAAUGCCUGCAUCUUUGCUUAUGGGCAAACAGGUUCAGGGAAGUCUUACACCAUGAUGGGCUCAGCAGAGCAGCCUGGUCUGAUCCCUCGCCUCUGCAGCUCCCUGUUUUCCAGGACCGUGAAGGAGGUUCGAGAGGGAGAGAGCUUCACUGUUGAAGUCUCCUACAUGGAGAUUUACAACGAGAAGGUUCGAGACUUGCUCGACCCUAAGGGAAUCCGGCAAGCCUUGCGGGUGAGGGAGCACAAUGUUUUGGGGCCUUAUGUUGAUGGGCUGUCACGCCUGGCUGUGGCUAGCUACAAGGACAUUGAAUCUCUGAUGUCAGAAGGAAACAAAUCUCGUACAGUGGCUGCCACAAACAUGAAUGAAGAGAGCAGCCGAUCUCAUGCUGUGUUUAACAUAAUCUUAACUCACACUCUCAUGGACCUAAAGUCAGGGACGAAAGGAGAGAAGGUGAGCAAGCUCAGUCUGGUGGACUUGGCAGGAAGUGAGCGUGCAGCUAAGACCGGGGCAGCUGGUGAGAGACUGAAAGAAGGCAGCAACAUCAACAAAUCUCUCAGCACGUUGGGCUUGGUUAUCUCGGCCUUGGCUGACCAAGGUGCAGGCAAGAACAAGAGCAAAUUUGUUCCCUACAGGGACUCAGUGCUGACCUGGCUGCUCAAGGACAGUUUGGGAGGUAACAGCCUGACAGCAAUGGUGGCCACCAUCAGCCCGGCAGCAGACAAUUAUGACGAGACUCUAUCCACCCUGCGUUACGCCGACCGGGCCAAAAGCAUUGUCAACCAUGCUGUGGUUAACGAAGAUCCCAAUGCCAGGAUUAUCAGAGAGCUGCGAGAGGAAGUAGAGAAACUGAGGGAGCAGCUCACAGAAGCCGAGUCAAUGAAGGCACCUGAGUUAAAGGAACGCCUGGAGGAGUCAGAGAAACUUAUCCAAGAGAUGACUGUGACUUGGGAGGAGAAACUCAGGAAGACCGAAUCUAUUGCACAGGAGCGUCAGAGGCAGCUGGAGAGUUUGGGUAUUUCCCUGCAGUCAUCUGGUAUCAGAGUAGUGGAUGAUAAGUGCUUCCUGGUCAACUUGAACGCUGACCCUGCCCUCAAUGAGCUGCUUGUAUACUACCUAAAGGAGCACACACGUGUAGGCUCAUCUAAAACACAAGACAUCCAAUUGUGUGGGAUGGCGAUCCAAGCCGAACACUGCAUUAUUGAUAUCACACAAAACGACGGGGUAGUUCUCACACCUCACCGAAAUGCAAGGACAUGGGUGAAUGGAACUGCAGUCACCAGUCCAGUGCACCUUCAUCACGGGGACCGGAUCUUAUGGGGAAACAACCACUUCUUUAGGAUUAACCUACCCAAGCAUUUAGUCCAUACAGGAGAUGAGGAGGAAGAGGGCAGAGCUAAAAAGAAAUCCUGCAUAAAUACGAAUCAGUUGGAGGUCGACACGGAUGCAUCAAGCGAUGUUUCUAGUGAAGUAGGCUUCGAGUUUGCUCAGGCCGAAGUCAUGAUGAAAGGGAUGGCCAACAAUGACCCCUUGCAGUCAGUGUUACAGACCCUCGAGAGGCAGCACGAGGAGGAGAAACGUUGCGCCCUGGAGCGCCAGAGACAAAUGUACGAGCAAGAGCUGCAACAGCUUCGCCAGCGGCUCAACCCGGAGAGGUCUCCGAAUCUCCUUGACUUGUCAGGCUUACCAUCUAGUGCUUCCGCCACUGGAACAUCACCAGGCUCUCACAAACGUUUGCGACGCUGGAGCGAAGACAGAGAGGCUAUGAUUACUCGAAGUCUUCGACGUCUGAAAGAGCAGAUUGUUCGCGCCAACCUGUUGGCUCAGGAGGCCUGCUUCAUUGCAGAGGAACUCAACAAAAGGACCGAUUACCUGGUCACUUUGCAAAUACCAGCUGCUAAUCUGGAUGCCAAUAGGAAGCGCGACGUGGUGCUGAGCGAGCCAGCCAUUCAGGUUCGUCGUAAAGGAAGAGGUAAGCAGAUAUGGGCAAUGGAGAAGAUGGAGAACAGGCUGGUGGACAUGAGGGAUCUCUACCAAGAAUGGAAAGACUUUGAUGAAGACAACCCGGUGAUGCGGUCUUAUUUCAAACGGGCUGACCCAUUUUUUGAUGAGCAGGAGAACCACAGUCUGAUUGGGGUGGCCAAUGUUUUUCUGGCUUGUCUGUUUUAUGAUGUAAAACUACAAUACGCAGUUCCCAUCAUCAACCAGAAGGGAGAGGUGGCAGGACGGCUUCAUGUUGAGGUGUGGCGAGGAACAGAAAGCUCAGAGGAAGAAAGCCCACAACAAAGUAACUCAGAUGGAGAUGCACAGGAGCGUGAACUCAUCUGUGUGGUGAAAAUCCUCCAGGCGACCGGUCUUCCUCGUCAUCUGUCUAACUUCGUCUUCUGCCAGUAUCAUUUUUGUGGGCAGACAGAACCAAUAUUCAUCCCUCCAGAGAUGUCUCGGUCCCAGUCACCAUCUGCUUCCAAAGACCCACAGUGUACAGUUGUUUUUGACAGCUCCAAGGAGUUGUCUGUACCAGUGUCAGAGGAUUUUCUGGAGUAUUUGUCUGAGGGUGCGGUGGCUAUUGAAGUGUAUGGUCACAAACAGGACAAUCAUCGGAGAAACCUGGCACUGUGGGACCUUGGUGUAAUUCAGGCCAAAACCCGCUCGCUCAGAGAGAGGUGGAGCGAAGUGACUCGGCGGGUUGAGCUGUGGGUGCAGCUAAUGGAACUAAAUGACGCAGGGCAGUUCACACCCGUAGAAGUUCUUCCUGCUAAGGACGUACGCACUGGUGGAAUAUUUCAGCUCAGGCAGGGUCAGUCUCGUAGAAUCCAAGUGGAGUUGCGUUCUGUGCCAGACUCUGGCACAAUGCCACUCAUCUCCAUUUCCAUCCUCUCUGUGUCCAUUGGAGAUGUCAAGGUGCAAAAUACACCCAAAGGCAAUGACUCACACUUGGCUAAAGAUGAAGAAAUGGACAGCUACCAAGAAGUGGAUUUGGAGAGAAUGAGAGAACAGUGGUUGGCCACGCUCACUCAGAGACAGGAGUAUCUGGACCAGCAGUUGCAGAAAAUAGUCUCCAAAGCAGAUAAAUCAGAGGAUGAUUUGGAGAGGGAGUCCCAGCUGCUGGAGUGCCGUCUAACACUCACUGAAGAACGCAAUGCUGUUUUGGUGCCUUCAGCUGGCAGUGGGAUUCCUGGAGCACCAGUAGAAAGAGUACCUGUACCUGGAAUGGAAACGCACAUUCCCGUCCUAUUUCUGGAUCUCAGUGCUGAUGAUUUCCAGUCAAACCUCUCAGCCCCUCUAGCAGGCGGUGUGGAUGCAUAUCUUGGUGGGGAGUAUGAAGACGACUUCUUUGACCUUCACAUUGUGAAACACCACAAUUCAGAAGUGAAGGUUGAGGCAUCCUGGGACUCAACAGUACAUGAGUGUCCCGAGCUCAGCCGUGUGGCCACUAGUGAGCAGAGGGUCUAUUUGACCAUCCGUGUUGUGGUUGAGUUGAGCCACCCCGCCCACAUGCAGUUGGUCCUGAGGAAACGCAUCUGUGUUAAUGUCACUGGUAAAAAGGGUUUUGCCCAGAGUCUUCUGAAGAAGAUGUCCCAGCGAAGCACCAUCCCAGGAUGUGGCGUCACCUUUGAAAUUGUCUCAAACAUACCGGGAGAUUUCCACGGGCCAGAAGACCGAGAGAUGCUGGCCAGAUUGGCCGCCAGCACAGAUGAUGAUCAGUCAGGCAACAGUGAAGCAGCUAUAGAGAAAUACCUGCGCAGUGUACUUGCUGUGGAGAACAUCCUCACUCUCGACAGGCUGCGGCAGGAGGUAACUGUGAGGGAACAACUUGGCGUCAAAGGGAAAGCUCCCAAACGCUCCCUCAGCUCACCGAACAUCAACCGGCUCUCAGCCAGCAAUCUGGACGUAUUCGCUUCAGCUCAUAAACUUGGUGAUUUCAAGGGCUGGGAGAGUCACCAAGAUCUGUCUAUUGCUGCUCCUCCUCAGUCCAGGAGAACAUUACCCAGCUCUAUAUCGUACAGCCUGAACCCUGAAUCAGUGAAGGCCAUGCCACACCUCCUGAUGUUGCUGAUUUCUGGAGGCAAAGACGAUAGUGCAGACCAGGGGACUGUCCAUCAGCAGGAUGUGCCUCGUAUCAUGGUACAGUCAGCCAGUGUUGAAGAAGGAAUGAACACACACCAACAACCAGUUCCUAUUGAGGACAUCAGCCCUCUUGACGUUCAUCAGGAGGUCUCCAGAUCAGUGCCUCUCCCUCCACCAAUCAUCCCAGAGACCGAAGACUCCAACCAGAGCUCAAUGAGCGAGGCGUCAAGUGGUUACAUUUCAACGAGCGUCUCCACGGCGACGCUUUCAGAUGUCUACACCUUGAGCUGGGAUCUUCCUUUAUCAUCGGGCCACAAAGCCAAUGACUUUUCAGCUGCAAUAGAUGAAAAAGAAAUUCAAGAGAGACCAAAAAUGCCCUCGCAGUCUGAUAAAGCUUCCGGAUCAGAACCUCAGGAGUUUUUCCAGCCUGUUCCGGAGGACAUCUACCUUCCACCGUCCGAACCAAAUGACAGUCAGUCUGAUUCAAAUCAGAGUCACCAGGAACUGAACCCACCUCUUGUAGUACACAAAGUUGAAAACACUUCUCCGUGUGUAGAGUCCAACAUUCCGAUAAUCCCAGUGCAUUUAGAGCGUGAUUCAAUCGAACCAGAACAAUUAGACAGUACAACGCCUGAAGAUCCUGCUUCUGUCUCAACCUUAAUAUAUUCUGACUUGCCUCCAAACUCACAGAAUGAUUCUAAUCCACUAGUUCUUUCCCAGGAACAACCUCCUUUAAAGAACUCCAGUGGUUCUGCCAUCCCAGCUUCAUCUACUGAUGAAGUCUGCCGUGAAGCAGCGCUUGACGCUUCUGCUGAACCCAAUGUGUCAACUUUCAAAUCUCCUGCAGCAGCAGGCAACCCUUUCAAGAUCCAGAAAGUCCAGUCAUCAGACCUUAAGUCCUUCCAUCGUAUACUUGGUGAGACAGAGGACAAUCCUGGUCAGUCUGGAACUGGCAGCUCGUCAAAUUUGGAUCCCAAUUUCACGGAGCCCCUGGAGCUUAUCUUGGACUGUGAGGAAGGAGAGACAACUGCUGCUGUCAAGCUUCCUGACUGGAUGAAAGAAGGGGAAUUUGUCACUGUAGGGACCAAUAAAAGAGGCACCGUGCGCUACAUCGGACCCACGGACUUUGCGGAGGGCAUGUGGGUGGGAGUCGAACUUGACGUCCCUGCAGGUAAAAAUGAUGGCUCCGUUGGGGGGAAGCACUACUUCCACUGUAAUCCCGGUUACGGAGUCCUAGUUCGGCCGGACCGGGUGAGCCGCGGUGGCAAACGCCGUCGACAGCAGCAGAAACGCCGCAGCGCUAAUUUGUCAGGAUCCUCCUCGAACCUAGCUGCUCUAACGGCUCCAGCCAAAGGUGAUGGGUCUAGUGGAUCAUCAUCUACAAGUAAUGUAGAUGACCAUAAAAGUUCUUGA
This is a messenger RNA of Nerophis lumbriciformis (worm pipefish), 5778 nucleotides long. NCBI's taxonomy places the organism in Eukaryota, Metazoa, Chordata, Actinopteri, Syngnathiformes, Syngnathidae. The record is from RefSeq and is a predicted model, not a curated record.